Symbiodinium sp. CCMP2456 is the source of this 211-nucleotide messenger RNA. NCBI's taxonomy places the organism in Eukaryota, Dinophyceae, Suessiales, Symbiodiniaceae. The record is from the annotation of a GenBank genome assembly.
GUGGAAUGCAGGCUCUCCAGAGGGGUUUGCCAGCCCUUCCGUCUCCGUGCAGCACCAGAGCUCCACUGCUCUCACCCAGUCCAGCAGGAUCGGGAUGGUGGGCGCUCUGCGUGAGCAGUCACGUGACUCGUCUGCUGUCGCAACGGCCGCUGCGGCAGCAGCGCCCAACUUCUUUAGCAAGGUUUUUGCAGCCGGUGCUCAGGGCGCCACA